AACCUUGGCGCCGUGACGCUGGUUUCCGGCGGGCUCCUUAGAGCGCUGAACAUCUUCGGGCUGUAGGACCAUGAGAGGGCCGGAGCCCGGUCCCGAACCUACGAUGGAGGGGGACGUGCUGGAUACGCUAGAGGCGCUGGGGUAUAAGGGACCACUGUUAGAAGAGCAAGCCCUUACCAAGGCAGCAGAGGAUGGACUGUCUUCACCUGAAUUUUCAGAGCUCUGUGUUUGGUUAGGCUCUCAAAUAAAAUCAUUGUGCAGCUUGGAAGAAAGUAUCACUUCAGCUGGGAGAGAUGAUCUAGAAAGCUUCCAGCUUGAGAUAAGUGGCUUUUUAAAAGAAAUGGCAUGUCCAUAUUCUGUACUUAUAUCAGGAGAUAUUAAAGACCGUUUAAAAAAGAAGGAUGACUGUUUGAAACUUCUAUUAUUUUUAAGUACAGAGCUUCAAGCUUUACAGAUAUUACAGAACAAGAAAUGUAAAAAUUCUCAAUUAGAUAAAAAUAGUGAAAUUUAUCAGGAAGUUCAAGCUAUCUGUGAUACCCUUGGUGUUCCUAAGUCAGCAGCUUCUGACAUUCCGCUUAUGCUAAACCAAGUGGAAUCAAAGGUGAAAGAUAUUCUCUCAAAAGUCCAGAAAAAUCAUGUGGGCAAACCACUGCUGAAAAUUGAUUUAAAUCUGGAACAGGCGGAAAAACUGGAAAGAAUCAAUGAUGCUCUUUCCUGUGAAUAUGAGUGCCGCCGGCGGAUGUUGAUGAAACGGUUAGAUGUAACAGUGCAGUCUUUUGGAUGGUCUGAUAGAGCAAAGGUAAAAACAGAUGACAUAGCAAGAAUUUAUCAGCCUAAGCGUUAUGCUUUGUCACCCAAGACAACAAUAACUUUGGCCCAUCUACUUGCUGCUCGUGAAGAUCUGUCAAAGAUCAUCAGGACAAGCAGUGGCUCCAGCCGGGAGAAGACAGCAUGUGCCAUUAAUAAGGUGCUGAUGGGAAGGGUACCUGACAGGGGAGGACGGCCGAAUGAAAUUGAACCACCACCACCUGAGAUGCCCCCUUGGCAGAAGAGACAAGAAGGCGGUGGAAGGGGUGGCUGGGGUGGUGGAGGUGGUGGUAGAGGAGGUGGUGGGGGUGGAAGAGGUGGUUGGGGAGGUGGAGGAGGUUGGGGAGGGGGUGGGGGAGGGGGAGGGGGUGGCAGAGGCGGAGGUUUCCAAGGCAGGGGAGAUUAUGGUGGGAGGGGAGAUUAUGGUGGAAGAGGGGGCUAUGGUGGAAGAGGGGGCUAUGGUGGAAGAGGUUAUGGAGAUCCAUAUGGAGGUGGUGGUGGAUAUAGAAGAUAUUAAAAACUACAGGAUGUAGAUAGCAGUGCUUACUUCUUGAUAGACACAUUAGACAUAGUGUUCUAAACAACUACUUGAAUGUCAUCUUUGAAAUAACCACCAUGUUAGACUCCCUGAUGAUACCAUUCUUGAAUUGGGUUUAAUAUGUAAAGAGCAUUGUUUUAUACUAUUUGAUCUCUUAGAGUGAUGAAUUUUUCCAUAUUCUGUGUACCCUGGAGCAUGUUAUGUCUUUUUAAAAAACAAAAAAAAAGCAAAAGUUAUUUUUAAAAAUGUAAAUAUAUUAUUACCAUCAGACUGGGAAAAUGGAAAGUAUUUUAUUGUCAUUGACUGAAUUUAGAUUGUUACCUGUAUUUUAUUCAGGUUUGAGACACAUACAUGACCCCACUUAUAAUGGAAAGGAAUAUAGACUAUUGCCUUAUCUGUAUUCCUGUGGCUGUGUUUUGUAUUUGUUAAUUCUACUUUACAAAAUAGGGAAGGGGACUGAUAGUUGUGUUCAGUAGGUGGUUGUCAUGACUUGUUUUUUUCUUUUAUAUGAGCAAUUCCUCUGGCCAGGUUGCUGUUAAAGUUCCAUUAAUUGAA
Camelus dromedarius (Arabian camel) is the source of this 1900-nucleotide messenger RNA. RefSeq names its product family with sequence similarity 98 member B (gene TSLIG3B). NCBI's taxonomy places the organism in Eukaryota, Metazoa, Chordata, Mammalia, Artiodactyla, Camelidae. The record is from RefSeq and is a predicted model, not a curated record. Gene Ontology annotation, cellular component: tRNA-splicing ligase complex. The transcript is spliced from 8 exons. Bases 71 to 1324 code for a protein of 417 amino acids.